CCCAUUUGUUCAGUUGUGCCAGAGACACCUUCUCACACAAACCUUUGGAACUUUCACCAUGGCGAAUCCGAAAUCGAGCGGUGGCAACAAGUCCAAGGGCAAUAGACACCAACACCGGCAGUCGCAGCAAAAUUCGCAACAGCAGCACCAGUCGCAGCAGUCGCAGCAGACGCAGCUGGACCCCUCGCAGCUAUCCCAGCUGACACCCACACCGGUGGCAGCCACUGGCCUAGAACCGGCCACCGCCACGCCGCUGAAUUCGCAUCCUUCGGAGGACACUCUGGCCUUGGCCGCAGCCGUCGCCGCCUCGAUUCCAGCUGCCCCCCUGGCUCGACCCAUUCCCGAUCGCCGCUCCACCACGCCGGCGGUGGUGACCCCGACCAGCAACAGUCUGCCGGAGACCUGCGAUGCCGCCGAAAAUCUGGCCACCUCGCGGACUACAUCGGCGGCACCCGCCGCCUCCGAAAACAGACGCGGCAUCUUCCAGCGGCUCUUCGGAUGGAGCUCGUGAUGGGCACCCCUUCUCGCCAACAAAAUUCUCCGCAGACCUGGCACUUUGAUCGAUUGUUGCAUCCUUUAGAUUCUUUGCAAGCGAAAAUUUUCAAUUCAUAU
Molecule: messenger RNA, 612 nt
Organism: Drosophila erecta
Lineage: Eukaryota; Metazoa; Arthropoda; Insecta; Diptera; Drosophilidae
Product: probable serine/threonine-protein kinase DDB_G0267686
Exons: 2
Coding region: 59-511 (150 amino acids)
Source: RefSeq, a predicted model, not a curated record